AUGAAGUUCGUCUCGCAAAUACUAUUGGUCUCGGCCAUUUUUAGUCUUCCAGGACUUGUUUUGGGACUGGUGAAUCCUAUUAUCCCAGGAUUCAAUCCGGACCCUACGAUUAUCAGGGUCGGGAGUGAUUUCUUUUUGGCAACAAGCACUUUCGAAUUCUUCCCGGGCGUGCCCAUUUACCACUCUACAGACCUUGUCAAGUGGGAGAAUAUUGGGCAUGCGCUCACCCGGCCAUCACAGCUGAACCUGCGAGGAACGGCGCCCAGUGGUGGCAUUUUCGCACCCACUUUAAGACAUCAUGAAGGUGUUUUCUACCUGGUUGAUACAGUGUUUGACGUUAUCAGCCCUCCUGACAACGUUACACGAGUACCUAGGUCCUUUUAUGUGACCACCACCAACAUCUUCGAUGAGAACAGCUGGAGUGAGCCCACCUACGUCGAUCAAUGGGGAUUUGAUGGGGACAUUUUCUUCGAUGACGACGGCAAGGUCUACUUCACGUCUACGUUCUCGGAAUUCGUCGAGAAUGGAAACUUUGCCAACUGGAUCACUGAAAUUGACGUCAAAACCGGAGAUUCGUUGAGCAACUCUCGUCUACUUCAUACCACAACAGUUCCCCCUGAACUUGGCUACCCAUUGACCGAAGGCAGCCAUCUCUACAAGUUCAACGGAACUUAUUAUAUGAUAACAGCUGACUCCGGAACCGAAGCUAAUCAAAAAGCAAAUGUGUAUCGGUCAAAGAGCCUUGAAGGCCCCUGGGAAGGCAAUCCACAUAACCCAGUACUGUGGAACGGCGAGGAUAUGUCACUGCCAGUCCUCGCAACUGGUCAUGCGGAUAUUGUUGAUGAUACAGAAGGGAAUUGGUGGGCAGUGUUCCUCGCGAUCCGACCACAGAACCCUCGAAAUGAAAGUGGAUCUCCCCAGUUGGGCAGGGAAACCUUUCUCUGUCCGGUUACGUGGGACAAUGAUGGCUGGCCGAUUUUUAACAAUAAUGAACCCAUAACCGAGCAUUUACCUAAUGUUCUCUACGACCUGGACCGACCGUUAGUGUGGCGUGAUGAUUUCGACGGUGGUCUUGUGGACAAAUCUUACUACUACCUAAGAACACCGUACAAGGACUUCAAAGACUUCGAUUCAAGUCCCGGUAAGCUCCGCAUCAGAGGGAAUGUCUACACCUUAAACGAUCGAGAAACCCCCGCAGCGCUCCUACGCAAGCAAGUUGAUGUCAACACGACCUUCAGCACAGAAGUCGCCUCGUUUGAGCCCGAGAACUGGAGGCAGGAGGCUGGAGCAAGUAUUUAUCUCAGCAUCCAUUACCACAAUGAGAUUGCCCUUGCAUAUUCAAACAACACGGGAAAACGAGCCGUGUUGGUCCGCACAAGAACUGGGCCAGACGCGACAAUCAACACAACCUACGUGGAAGACGAAGAUGUUGCCAAUGGCGGACCCGUCAAGCUUUUCAUCGAGGCCAAGGACACAGGUUACCGUUUGGGCUAUUCAACCGGCUGUAAAGCUCCUCGUUGGUUGGCGAGUGUAGAAAAUCGUUGGUUGCAGUCGUAUGUCAAAGGCUGGCAAAACUUUGUCGGCAGCCACUUCGCAAUCUACAGCACAGGCACGCGACUUCCGACCCUGAAUGCCGCUGAUUUUGAGUACAUUCAAACAGAGUUGAACUGA
Messenger RNA from Colletotrichum truncatum, 1671 nucleotides. RefSeq names its product Non-reducing end alpha-L-arabinofuranosidase BoGH43A 2. Gene Ontology annotation, biological process: carbohydrate metabolic process. The record is from RefSeq and is a predicted model, not a curated record. Gene Ontology annotation, molecular function: hydrolase activity, hydrolyzing O-glycosyl compounds. Lineage: Eukaryota; Fungi; Ascomycota; Sordariomycetes; Glomerellales; Glomerellaceae.